Molecule: messenger RNA, 7386 nt
Organism: Oppia nitens
Lineage: Eukaryota; Metazoa; Arthropoda; Arachnida; Sarcoptiformes; Oppiidae
Gene: kon
Product: chondroitin sulfate proteoglycan 4-like
Exons: 8
Coding region: 1-7386 (2461 amino acids)
Source: RefSeq, a predicted model, not a curated record
AUGUAUCAAUCAAUAGCCUCUUUUUAUGGUUCGAGUUAUAUGUCCGUUCCCUAUGAAGAGUCCAAAAGUACUACAAAUAUAUCGUUUCGCAUCAAAACCUAUCAAUCGGAUGGUUUUAUAUUUGCAUCCAUUGGAUCCAUAGAUUAUUGUAUAAUCUGUAUUAAAAAUGGACAAAUAAAUGUACGAAUAAAUCUGGGUUCGGGUGAAUCACAUCUUAUGUCUAAUGAUUUAAAACUAAAUGAUUUGAAAUGGCAUCGCAUAGAUGUACAGCGUGUGGACUCUGAAAUAUCAUUAACCAUCGAUGAUUAUCAUACAUUUUUUGUUGAUAUUCCUGGAAGUUUUUACGACUUGAAUAUAAAAUAUGGCAUAUAUUUGGGUGGAUUAAGUGAUACCAUUAAAAGAAAUUAUUUAGAAGAGUUGCCUAAAUUUAGGGGAUGUUUAGAACAAGUGUUUUAUAAUGGCCUCAAUAUUACCGAUAUCUCCAUUAAAACUAACGGUACUCAUGAUGUUACUGAUGAGUGUAACAAUCAAUUUGAGGCCAAACAUAGCGAUGAUAUAAGUUUUGUUGAAAGUGGAAGUUAUGCUGUAUUUACAGGAUUUGCAAAUAAUGUCAGAACCGGAGGGACUAUAAGUUUUCAAAUAAAAACUUCUGCUUUUAUUUCACUUGUUUUAUAUAACGGUGGAAGUUAUGGACAUAAAUCAGACUUUAUUUCAAUUGAAAUAAUAAACGGCAAAAUUGUGUUAUCUAUUAGUGAUGGCAACGGUUUCAUUGAGUUAUUAUCAGACAUAGUGGUCAGCGAUGGCUUCUGGCAUUCGGUUAGACUUCAAUUCAGUCCAUUAUAUAUGGAAAUAUCUGUCGACGACUUACCUGCCAAUAGUUUAAGACCCAACUUAGGCAACAAAAAAUAUUUUAAUUUUAGUGAUAAUUUAUAUAUAGGAGGAUUGGAUGCAAAUAUGGAUUAUAAUGGACUAAAAUCCAUGUUUGAAGUUCUGUCACUUCCAGAAAGUUCACUGAAAGGGUGUCUUAAAAAUGUAAAGAUUGGAUAUAAAAUGAUAGGUCUUAAAGACGCUAUAAUCACCAAAGGUGUCAAAUCAGGUCAAUGUAUUUGGGAGUUCCCAUGCCUUUCACAAGUCAAGUCUCCCUGUAUUGACGGCGCUAAGUGUCUUCAACAGGGCUUUCAUGAUUUUAAGUGUUUGUGCGAUAAACCCAACUGUUUUCGGACCAAUUUUACACAUUAUAAAUAUGUUAAAAUUAAAUCUGAAAGUCAAAUAUAUUCGCCAAUUAAUGACUCUCCAAAAGACUUGAUUAAUAAGACAAUUAAUGUGUUAAAAGUGGCCAUCAAUUCAAAGCGUUUCAUAACAUCUGAGUAUUUGAAUGUAAUCGAUGAUCAAGAGAGUCGUCCAGAGGAAGUCUUAUAUAAAAUCAAUGGUAUAUAUAAUGGCGAUCAAAGUUUUAUUGAAAACAUGAGAAAUCCCGACAUCCCUAUCGAUAAUUUCACUCAAAGUGAUAUAAAUGAGAAAUUGAUUUGUUUUGUUCAUAAAUCAAAGUCAUUAGUGGCGAUAAACAAUAUUAAAACAAUGUUAACAUUGAUUGAUAAAAAGGGAUCAAAAAUUGAUAUUAUAUUUUUGGUUCAGACCUAUCAAAUUGAAUUGACUUUAAUAAAUAAUACGGGAAUCAGUUUGCCUUAUAAUACAUUUGCAAUCAUAACGGCAUCUAAUCUUAGUUAUACCACUAAUACUGAAAGCGAUGUCAACCAAUAUAUAAGAUUUGAGAUAACAAAACAAAGUCAGUUUGGAGUCAUAGAGAAGCACAGGGCUAGUGGUCAUUGGGUUAACGUAACGUUUUUCUCUCAGAGACAGAUUAAUAGAAAUAAAAUUAGAUAUUUUCACUUAAAAGAUAAACCAAACCAUGACUUUAUUGACCUCCAAGUCUCAUAUAAUCAAAUCAAAGCGCCUCCCAUUCAAUUAAAAAUCCAAUUUAAAACAUCACAAUUACAGUUAAUCUCAUUGAAUCAAUUGACAAUAAAUCAAAGCACCAAACAAAUUGCUAUUACAAAUAAAGAUUUAAAAUUUGAUACCUCACCGUUUCCUACUGAUCCCAGUCUUAUAAUAUACACAAUACUAUCUUUACCAUCAUUUGGAUCAUUGUAUUUAAUCAAUGGCAAUACUACGGAAAAAUUAAGUGUCACAUCAUUUUUUACACAAAAAAUGAUUGACGAAGAAAUACUUUUCUAUAACUGUUCCAACUCUAAACCUUUGUCUGGUCACGACUUCUUUGACUUUGAGGUCGUCAACGAAGAUGGACUCACCAAUGUUCAAGUGAUGAGCUUUCAUUUCAAAUUUAUAACGAGUACUACGGAUGUAUUCACUUUAAACAAUGAAAAGCUAAUAGUGAUUGAAGGCGACAGAGCAACCAUUAGUAAUAAGUUAUUGAUGGUCGAGACACCCGAUAAGGACACACUCAUCACUUAUAAUAUCACUAAUAAACCAAAGUUUGGUACAAUUAAAGUAUUGAAUCAACAACUUAAUGAUAUAAUUCAGAUAUCGCCCGAUUUGUUUACACAAACAGAAAUCGAUGACAACCGAGUUGUCUAUUAUCACGACGACAGCGAAAACAAUGUCGAUGUCUUUGAUUUUGUAGCUCUCGACUCACUAAAUCGUUUCAUAUGUUUUGCCACUUUCACCAUAGAUGUAGUCAUGAAGAAUGACAAUCCACCCGUUCGUGUCAUUGAUAAAGUGUUUCAAGUGGUUACCGACGGAGAGAAAAAACUUACUGCUAAUGAUAUUAAAUAUAUUGACGCAGAUAUAGACUCUUCGCCGGCAAAUAUUAAAUACACAAAGACUUAUAUACCAAAUGGCAAUUUAUAUUUCAUAGAUCGACCAAAUGUUGCGGUCGAACAGUUCACUCAAGAAGAUAUCAAUAAUGAGAAUAUUCUGUUCAAACAUAGCGGCGAUGAAAGUGGUCGCGCAAUACUCUGGAUAACCGACGGCCAGUUUUACGCUUCCGGUGUACUCGAGAUUAAAGCCUCGCGACCUUUCCUACGAAUAUUACGUAAUACAGGACUGGCCGUCAAAUAUGGAGAAAGUGUUACCAUUUCUAUUAAUAAUCUCACAGUUGAUAGCAAUCUUGAUAUAAGCCGUAAAAGUGAUGUAACCAUAAAAAUAACAUCUGAACCUAAAUUUGGUCACAUAUUGAUUGGAGGCAAAGAAAUAAAUAGAUUCACAUUACAGGAUUUGAUCGAUGAAAACGUUGAAUAUGAAAGCAAAGCCUUUGAAGAAGACUCAUUGGUUAUACAUAACGACUCAUUUAUGUUUAGACUUUUUUUCAAUGGAGAGGACUACCUAUCGAGUAGAGUGACUGCUGAGAACCAAUUGUUUAAUAUCUCGAUAUACCCGCACUCGUACUUUCAAUUAAGUUUAGUCCACUUAAGUAACAUCUCUGCCAAUGAGGACGACUAUGCUAUUGUUGACUCUAAUCACCUGAUGGUGAGUCACCAGACCUUAGACCCGGAGAACAUUGUCUUUAUGAUCAGUGAAUUACCAAAAUUGGGUUUUCUAUCACUGCUUACAACUAAUACAACACCGAUUCCGAUGCACUUUCACUAUCAAAACACUUUGAAUAUGACUUACAUUAAGAACGAAGCAUUGCUUUUGUUCACACAAAAGGAUAUUAACGACGGCUUAAUUCACUACAAGUAUUCCCUAUUAGAUAAUGAUAUUACAAACAACACAUAUAUUGAUUAUUUUCGGUUUGAUGUCUCCAAUGGUAUUACAACACUUCAUGAUCUUACUCUUUAUAUAAAUAUUAUCUCAAAAAUUAUCACUUUAUACACAACUAAUAUAACGGUCACUGAGGGUCAAAGUGUUGUCUUAAUGACCGGUGAUUUCAUUGUGUCCAAUGAUUUUUAUGUCAAUCUUAUCGAUGAAUAUCUUAUCAUAGAAGAGCCCAAAUUUGGGACAAUAGUCUGCAUGAGUGAAAAUGAAGAGAAAAUGAAGACCAAAACAUUUACACCCAAACAGCUCAAGAAUGGUCUUAUUUGGUACGAACAUAAUGGUUCAGAAACGACAAGAGAUUGGCUGACAAUUGUGGUCAGAGCCAACUCAUUGAAUAAAGAAAGCUUACCAUCAACUAUACACGUGUCUAUUGAUCCUAUUAACGAUGAAACACCACAUGUAGUCAAUAAUACUGGUUUAGAGCUUUGGGAGGGAACCAGUGCUGUCCUCACAAAUACACAUUUGGCUGCUGUAGAUGACGAUUCUGUCACUGAAGAUAUAGUGUAUCUAAUUUCUACUCCAAGCAAUGGUUAUGUGACAACUGUUGAUAAUAAGCGAACACCAAUUGAAAGGUUCACUCAGGUGCAGAUCGAUUCGGGAGAUAUCAUGUAUGUCCACGGAGGAGAAAUGGCCGGCGGAUUCAGAUUUCAAGUGACCGACGGCACUAACUUUGAUUCUCCACAUGUCUUCACAGUAGCGGCCAAACAAAUUAUGAUAUCAGUUUUAGUUAAUAAAAAACUUAAUGUUUUACCUCAAAUGCAACAAUCACUAACUCGUGAUCACCUAUUGGUUGAAACAAAUGAUGGCAACAGUUCCCGACAAUUUAUUUACCAUAUGAUUAAAGAACCAAAGUUUGGCCGCUUUUUAUUAGAGAAUUCUGACGGCUCUACAAAACAGGUGCUCUCUUUUAGUCAAAAACAAAUCAAUCAAAACUUCAUACUUUAUGAACAAAAUAAACCAAUUGAUGAUAUGAUAGUCGAGGAUGAGAUUAUAUUUGAUGUCGAAUCACAUUUUGUUCAGUCAUUGAAAAGUCUCAGAUUUGUUGUUGAGAUAACAUCCAAUACAACGAGUAGAUCCGAACCUGAAGUGACCACUCAAGUGUCCAUUUGGACCGAUAUCAGUCCUAUUACUGUAAUUGAGGGUCAAUUUGUGAUAAUUACUGAUAAAAAUUUGAAUACUAGCAAAUUAGUUGAAAAAAUAAAACAUAAAGAGUCCAUCAUUAGAGUUACCGACAAAUUAUAUGCGCGAAUACAACGAAAGCCUUCUCAUGGAGUGCUUCUCUAUGAGGGACAUGACAUGACUUCAAGAAUCAAAAGUUUGCCAUUAAGUGCCUUAACUAAGAAUACAUUGAUCUACAAACACGACAACAGCAAUACAUUCAAUGAUUCAUUUGUUUUGGGGAUUUAUAUCCGUAAAACUGUUGAAACUCUUAUAGAAAAUCAUACAAUUAAUGUCAAUAUAAUUCCAGUCAACGAUGAACUGCCAAUUCUGCUGACAUCUAAUCCACGUAUUAAUGUCAUCUAUGAAUCAAAGUCAUUGAUAACAAAUGCAAUAUUGAAGACUAGUGAUGACGAUGGACUGCCACAGAAUAUAAUCUAUGAACUAACUCGUGAGUCGUUUGUGUCAAACAAUUUCGGUUAUUUUAUGGUCGAACCAAACGAAGAACCAGUUGGUUGGUUCACUCAAACCCAAAUCGAUUCAAACAAAGUGUAUUUCAAACAUAACGGAACUCUAAGACAACAGCAAAUUAAGUUCAGAGUUAAAGACGAAAAGUCUGUUUGUAGAGAUGUUAAUGAAUCGAUUACAGACACCAAUCACUGCACACCCAUCCAUACCAUGACUAUUGUUGUCCAACAAUUAACAUUAACCCUAACUAAUCAUUCAACUGUUCAAUUACUUCAAGGAUCCAUCAAAACUAAAAUAAAACCAAAACAUUUAGGAACUAUAAGUAAUGAUAUCAAAUCUGAAGAUAUUAUCUAUUAUAUAAAAGAGGGACCAAUUGAUGGCUAUAUUAUAGUUAAUGAUAAAACUAAUAAUGAAAAAUUUACACAAAAAGAUAUCAAUUCAUUGCAUGUUUCGUAUAUACAAAUAAAUAAGACUUCAAGAGAUUAUUUUAUUGUUGAUAUUAUGAGAGACAAUAGCAAACAAACUCAUAAAACAAUUAAAAACAUCACAGUUUUAAUAUCAGUCAAACCUCUAGUCAAAGCUAAUAAACCAUAUUUAAUUGCCAGUCCUGGGAUCAAGUCUUACAUGACUAGUGAGCACUUGGAUGCGAGUGAUUUGGCUUCAAUUACCAAUUCAAUGCCCAAAUUUUCAGUCACUUCAUAUCCAAAGUUUGGAGUUUUGACAAAAUUUUCAAAUGAAUUAAGACCUAAACGAAAGACUAAUACAAACAAUUUGUUAAUUGACUUUACAAAUGAAGAUAUAGUAAAGGGUAAGAUUGCAUACAUAGCUGACAACGAUCUCGAUUUGAAUUAUCCAAAUGAGAUAAUCACUGAUGUUAUUCAUUAUGAUCUGAGAGCUGAUAGCGUACAGACAGCUUCAGGUGUAGUUGUGGUCAAUAUUGUUAAAAACAAUUUGUUUGACAAAACCAAUGAUUUGAAUGUAAACCGAAAAUUUAAUGUUUCACAUAAUAUCGAUAUUGGGAUAUUUGAAAGAGAGGAUGGCGUCAACUAUUUAAACAUAAUCAUCAAUAGAGACCAUUUGCUUGUUGUCAUUGUGUUUAUUGUUAUCGUAAUACUGACCAUAACUUUAAUUGUAAUCAUCAAAGCAUGUAAUUCGGGGGCCAAUCAUCUGAAUCAACAUAAAAACAACACUAAAUCCGUGCCAUUAAAUACUGCAAUAAAUCCAAACACAUCUAUUUUGGACACUCCACCGGCCAGUGAUUACGGCGGAGAAAUGCUAAUACUCUCUAAUAGACUUUCGCCAAGAAGCACACCAUCUGUCUCUGAAACAGACACUGGAAUCAUACCUAUAGUACCGCCGACAUCGCCAUCACUUAGCACCACUUGUAGCAUACCUGAGGGACGCACAGCUACUCCCCGGUCAUUAUUACGCCUACCAAUGGCAGAUCGAUUACGCGGUUAUGGUCUCGCAGCUCAGGAUUCACUACCAGAGGAAACCAUAUCAUCAGUACUACCUCUACCUCCGCCAUCACUUUAUUUCUCUAGUGAUUCAAAUAUGGGUUCUCCUGAUAAUUGGGGUAACAAUUCAAUACCUAUGAGUAAAAUGCCUCCAAUAAUGCCUCGUUAUAUAGAUGAUCAGUAUUGCGGUUCUUAUCAUCACUUGUUGUACCCCAAAGAAUCACUAAAUCAUAAUUCAUUAGAUUUAUCGCCACCUCAUGUCAUUGGAAAUGGCAUUUUAUCCUUAGAUUCACCGGAUAUUUCAUUACCUAAAACAGCUAUUAAUUCAGAUGAUCUCUAUUUAUCGUUCAACUCAUCCAAUGAUUGUCUACAGAGUCCGCAGUAUUUCAAAAGUUUAUUAACUUAUAAUGACUGUAAAUCUCCAAAUUCUGAUGUCUAUAUCAAUGAUAAUUUCAGUUCGGAUUGUGUCUCAAUUCAACAUAAUUUGGGUCAAACUGUGGCCAAACAGAAACAUCAACAUUGGGUCUGA